GAACUUCAAAACGAAGCAGAUUCGGCAUCGGCGUCUCUCGCGCACGCUGCUUUCAGUCCAGUCAUAAACAUUGAACCGCGUGGUCCAUUGGACCGUACUCCAAUAUAAAAUUAUCAUGUUUAAUCUUUGUGUAUUAUGUGUUGUGUCAUCAAAUGUUGAGUUAAAAUAGUGUUUAAAUAAACGACUUGACUAUCAUCGUGAAACAUAAAAAUCAUUUUCAUAAACAAAUCAAAACAGAAAAUAAUUUUGGAACUAUCAGCUUUGAAAUCCCUUUUUAUAGGUGGCAAUGAAGUUAUAAUUAACUCUAAUUCAUCCCACUUUUUCGAAUGCAAUUCAAUGAAAAUGGGACACAGCCAAUUUACCUACUUUCAUUUGCACUGUUAACGUGGCAUAGUCACUUUAUUUUUAAACAUCGGCGUCAGAUCGAUCGAAACACGGAAAUUCAUAAAACAAAAACGUACCAAGCAAAAGUUGGGAAUGCAGCGAGUAUCGGUAUUUUAUUUACGUGAAAAGCACAGCGAUAUCCGUUGUGGUUCUAUUUUCGCACUUUAUCGUUUAUUACGGAGGCCAAAAGCGUGGCGCUGAGGGCGCCGCGCGCGAGAGUCGCCCGAGCCACUUUACCGCCUGAUAUUAUAUUCUAGAGCACGCCCGCCUUACCUCGCUUCGCGCCAGAUAUUUCGAGUGUUGCUUCUAGCACCUAUGAAUUUAUCUAGUCUCAGUCACAUCACUCGCCCGGUGCAGCCGCCUGCAUCGUUAACAAAGGCCUGUCAAUAGUCGAUUUACAAAGCUUAAGGCUAGUCGAUCCAAUUAAGUCAGAAUCCAUUUGGUAUAUUUUGUUCUGGUUUCAAAUAGAUCUGAAUAUAAGAUUAAAUAUAUGUUUUAGAAAUAUUAAAACUAAAUUAUUUUAAAUAAUAUCUAUAUUUAAAUUUAUGUACAUAUUUAUUUAAAUUAAUGUGAGAAUAUUUGUGCAAGAGCAAGCGAAUAUAAAUAUAUAUGAAAUCAUUGGUUGACGAUAUCACGUCUAUCAUCUAUGGCUAUAUUCACUUCUAAGCGCCGGCCAUUGUAUUGAGGUGAAAAGCUUAACAACAAAGGCGACAGACCCCGCAGCAACUACCAUAUAGGUUUGAAGAGGAAAUAAAUAAGGAAGGUAUCACAUUUAAUUUUAAAUGGAGGAAAGUGAAGGUAUACGAGGAUGGGGAUGUACCCCUACUGGUGAUCCUCCACCAGCAGCUGUAGUAUCAAACUCAUCACAGACACAAGUUGGUUGUUUGCCAACAUGGGUUACUAGAGGCUGGAGACGAAACACCUUAUACGGGAUCAUUAUAUUUUUAUUGAUACUCGUGUUUUUAAAUAUAGCGUUAACGCUAUGGAUUAUAAGUUCCUUAAAAUUGACUGCGAGAGGUAUAGGUCCAAUAACGAUAGUGAAGGAUGGCAUCCGUCUCGAUGGACAAGCGUGGGUGGUAGACAAUCUAGUUGCUUCAACAAUAUCGUCGCAACCCGCUCAGCCUAUCACUCUACACUCACACCGCAACUUCACCAUCCUAGUCUCAGAGCCCGACCUUGUGGAACACUCUAAACUAAUUAUAAAGAGAGACGGUAUAGAAUGCAGCGGGAAAGUGUUCGAGGUUCGUGACGGUAAGGGUGGUGACGUGUUUUUCGCAUCUCGGGAGGAGGUCCGCGUCUCCGCAGAAACUCUGUUAGUUGAUGGUACAGGCGGGCUAGCCGUGCGGAGUGCUGUACAAACGCCUCUUGUGCAAGCGCCGCCCGGUUCUGAUUUACAAUUAGAAUCUCUGACUAGAAGACUAGACAUGAGGGCACCGCAAUCUAUAUAUCUUGAAAGUAGAGCAGGUAGUAUCGAUAUAACAUCCCAUAGCAACAUCAAAUUGGAUUCAGUCGUGGGAGCCAUUAAAAUUGAUGCGCCGAACAUAAUAAUAAACAAUUUAAAGGAAGCAAAAACAAGCGAGACUUCACAGAAAAACUCAAUAGGAAAAAAAGUUUACCAGCUCUGCGCUUGCGCAUCUGGGAAAUUGUUUCUGGCAGCAUCUGAUGCUAUAUGUGCGAUGCAAGAUAACGACACCGAGUUAUGUCGAUGAUGAUGCAAUUUUUUAAAAGUGAAAAAGGGUAAAAUACCUACACAUAUAGACUCAUCAUGAAUAAAACAUUUAAAAAGGGCGAAUGGGAAGAGGCGUGAAGAAACUUCUUUAAAAAAUGUAAUGUAACGUCAAAACGUAUUACGAUUGCUAUUUGUCUAUUCCAAUUGAUAGACUCACGAUGUGUACUUAUAUAUAGCAUACCUCACAAAUUAUUUUAAUGAAAUGAUAGAAUUAAUGGGCACAUAACAAGAAAAUUAAAAAAUAUAACUUUAUUUAUAAAUUCGUAUAAUAAGUAAAUAAUAAUAAUAUAUUUUUUAUUUGAAAAAAUACACCAAUUAACUAUUAAUAAGAAAUUAAAAGAAAUAAAAAAUAGUAUUGUAUGUUAAUGAUUCGCACAAAGCACGAAUAACGUUUUUAUUUUAGAUAAGAAGUUUUGGUCGGUUCCUAUAUUUAACAAAUCGUUAUUGUACAUUAGUUACCAACCGUUUUUGGAUUAUGAGUAACGAUCCGUUAAAGUCGUUCCUAUAUCUUACAUACAUAUAUGGAACUUCAAAAUGAAUUGUUUCUUGAAUAUAGUAACCAGACUUCAAUAACAAUGAAGACUUAAAUGUUGAAUAUUGUUGUUCUUUAUGAUACACAACAACAGUCAAUUGAAGAUAAAAUAAAAUAAAUUUCAAUAAAGACUUC
Messenger RNA from Nymphalis io (European peacock), 2780 nucleotides. Its product is annotated as delta-sarcoglycan-like. The record is from RefSeq and is a predicted model, not a curated record. The transcript has 6 exons. Gene Ontology annotation, cellular component: sarcoglycan complex; sarcolemma. Bases 1167 to 2093 code for a protein of 308 amino acids. Gene Ontology annotation, biological process: cardiac muscle tissue development; heart contraction. NCBI's taxonomy places the organism in Eukaryota, Metazoa, Arthropoda, Insecta, Lepidoptera, Nymphalidae.